Messenger RNA from Talaromyces stipitatus ATCC 10500, 807 nucleotides. Its product is annotated as nucleosome-binding protein, putative. The coding region runs from base 1 to 807 and encodes 268 amino acids. Lineage: Eukaryota; Fungi; Ascomycota; Eurotiomycetes; Eurotiales; Trichocomaceae. The transcript is spliced from 2 exons. The record is from RefSeq and is a predicted model, not a curated record.
AUGCCUGCUCGCGACAAAUAUACCGAACCCCAGCUUCGCGACCAAAUCAAAGAAGAAAUUCAUGCCUCUGACAAAGGUGGGCGACCAGGCCAAUGGUCUGCUCGAAAGGCACAAAUGAUGGCAUCCGAAUACAAAAAACGCGGCGGUUCCUACACAACAGACAAAGAAACAGGCCAAGACGAAUCACAAAAGCAUCUAUCAAACUGGACUGAAGAAAAAUGGCAGACGAAAGAAGGAGAAGCGAAUGCUACGAAGUAUGAUGGGACGAAAAAGAGAUAUUUACCGAAAGAGGCGUGGGAGAAGAUGAGUGAGGAGGAGAAGGAGGAGACUGAGAGGAAGAAGGAGGAAGGGGAGAAACAAGGGAAGCAGUAUGUGGGAAAUACGGAGAGGGCGAGGGAGGAAAGGAGGAGGACUAGUAAGGGUGGUGCUGGGAGUAAGGAUAAGGAUGAGGGUAAGGAUGAGGAUGGUGAGAUUGAAGCGAAGGAUGUGUCAAAGAACAAGAGGGCCGGACCGAGAAAGAAUAAAGAUGCUGACGCCAAGAAUGAAUCUGAAGAUGGCGAUAAUGAAGAUGGCGCACAACACGAAGAGGAAGGAGAAAACGAGGAAGACGUGCAAGAGGAUGGUGAUUUCGUCGAAGACGCCGAAGCAAAUCAAGAUGAUGAAGAUGACGACAUCGUCGACGGUGACAACGAAAAGGAAGAGCCACAUGGCCAAAAAAGGGUUCAUACACGGCAAGACGACAAGACGGAGAGUAAGAAGCAAAAGACAACGUCCAAGAAUGAAGAAGAUGGGGGUGAAGAAGAAUAA